AUGAUCAGAGGCAUUCCCAUGACAAGACUUUCCUUUGCCAUUGAGAAGUUGGCGCCAGCCCUGGAUGCCGGCUACACCAGUGGCCUCACCCAGCGAGGUCUUCUUCAGCUUCUCUGGAUCAUCACGAAGUUGAAGCCAUCUCUCAAGAUUUCGAAUCUUCGUGUGACCUCGUAUGAGGAGCUUGGCAACAGGUUCAAGAGGGCCCAUGACAGGAUCAAGGAUUCCUGCGAAGGGUUUCCUGACAACAUCGUCCAGGAGCUUCCGUUGGUCUUGGGGGAUGCCGAGGUCAAUGAUGUGGCUGUUGCUCAGGGAUGGAAAGAUGAGUUCCUGAAGCCUGUUUCUUGCGCAAAGGCUCCUCCGCCCAGUGUUGCUGAGUUCUUUGCAGGCAGGCGUCCGGCUGCAGCACCUGUGCCGGCGUUGCCUCACCCCCCUGCGCGCAAUUCGUCAAUUGCGUCAAUUGCCCCAAUUGCUGUGACAACAAGCAAAGCUGCUCCGCCAGCUCCAGCCAGCCCAGCUGCUGAGGCAGCUGCUCCGCCAGCUCCAGCCCGCCCAGCUGCUGAGGCAGCUGUGAGAGAUGCCACUCCACCAGCUGAGCCUAGCCCAGAUGGAGAUGCCCAGGGAGCUGAGCCUAGCCCAGCUGUGGACCUGGCUGUCGAGCCUAGCCCAGCUGCUGAGGCAGCAGCUGUGACUGUGCCAGCUGCAGAUGGAGAUGGCCCACCCAUUUGUCUGAUUUGCCAGCAGGAGAUGACCAAUGGCGCGAUGAAGACACUUGGGUGCGGCCACACAUAUCAUCUUUCUUGUAUGGAGGGCUGGUACACAGCAACAUCCAACUUCGAAGAGCGUUGCCCUCUCCGUUGCCAGAUCACGCCCCCGGCUGGUGAUCGAGCUGUUCGAGGAGCGGAUGACUUCGAGGUUGUGGACUUCAUGUGA
This is a messenger RNA of Cladocopium goreaui, 930 nucleotides long. The record is from the annotation of a GenBank genome assembly. Lineage: Eukaryota; Dinophyceae; Suessiales; Symbiodiniaceae.